UAAUAAGAAGAGAGCUCAUGAUAUGGGCCUUAAAGUGGGCACAAGAAUACACGUUUGCGGUAUUAUACAUAACUCGGGCUCAAUGCGUGACAUUCUCGCUAAUAUUGUCAGAGAGUCUGACUUUAUUAUGUGUAACGUAUAUCCAGACAAUAAUGUAGUCAAAUCGGGUGCAGCAAAAUCGGUGGAAGCGGUCGGCAAUGCUUUCCUCGGCUAUCGGCAAAAGUUUAAAGAAGUGAACGGAAACAUCGAAGUUAUGAUCGGAGAGACCGGUUGGCCCUCAGAGGGUAUCAGCUUUAAUGCCUCGCCUAAUAAUGCAAAGAAUUUACGGGACUAUUGGAGCCAAAUGGGCGAAUGGGCCAAUAAGAACAAGGUUACGGUCCAUAUGUUUGAGGCCAUUGACGAGCCCUGGAAGUCGAGUAAAACAUCUGUAGAUAUGACUUCUCCGAGCGGUCCAAACGGUGCUGAGGGUCACUAUGGCUGGUGGCAAAGGGUCGACACUCCCGGCAAACCUAACUAUGUGACGGUGUUCGCAAUAACACUACUGAUGGUAUCAAAUGGUGUCUCAAAGGAUUCGCACGAAUAUAUCGAUGAAUUGAGUCAAAAAAGCUGUUGUGCCACUUAUACCAAAAGUAAACUAAUCCUGAUAAAAGAUCACAUAAUUGAUGACAAAUUUAAAGAUCUGACAGAAAAGUAUAAAUGGUCUGAAAGCGAUGUGGAGGACAAUGAGACUAUCAAUUCAAUUGUGGACUCAAUUCAAUGCAAAUAUAAUUGUUGCGGAACUGAUUCCUACAAGAGUUGGCAACAAUUAAGACCUAAGAAAGUCGAGUGGUAUCCAAACUCGUGUUGUUGUCAUUUAGAUCUUCAGCCCUCACAACACAAUUGUACCGAACAAUUGGCGAAUACAACAGUAAACUCAUGCUUUUCUGCACUAAAUGCCAAACUUAAAGACAUCAGAAAGUCUGUGGUAUUAAUGGCCGGAAUAGCGAUCGCUAACUCUGUAAUCAAACUAUUGGCGCCGAGUUCUCCCCAACACAUCAAAAAAGAGGGCAAAUUCAAAAAGUUUAGACGAAAUUUUCACAAAUCCACUAAUGAUUUAAAAGUGGACACAAACUUAACAAAACAGCGAUCGGUGUCGACGUCGGCGCUCAACCAUAUGGAUGACCGACACACUAGUCAUCAUCUAAUGGUCUCCAAACGAAACUCUGUGGUAUCAAUGACCACAUCUCUGAGGACUACCAGCAGUACCCACAGCAGUGGCAGCGAUGAAGAGUGUGCGGAACCGCUGUCGCCGGUGUCUGAAGAGCCGAAGAACAAUCAAAUCAGUGUCAAAGAGUUGAUUGAAAAAAUGAUCACUCAUUUGCAAGUAUUGGAGCGAAAGAAUGAAAUAUUAACACAAAGUUAUAGUGAGUUGAGUGACGAGAAGUCGGCCCUCGAGACAGAAUUGAGUUCAACAAAAGUUGAGCUAAACUUAUAUAAAAACCGAUUAAAUCAAAUCGAGACGAUGGCUGACGAGUGGCACUGCUCUGUAUGUCUGGACAAUAAGAUUAAAAUAGUGAACACCAAACGACAGAUUGUGUCCACACUAUGCGGUCAUCUAUUCUGCUCUUCCUGUGCCCAGAGUUUCAUGAACUCCAGCCGUCCCUCAAAAUACUGUCCCACUUGUCAUAAGCCAUUAAAAGAUGUGAAUGUCGUUAGGAAUAGUGCCGUUUUAGUGUACAAACAAGUGCUGAUCAAAUAUAUCUUGUUUAUGAAGCGAUUGUCGCGAACUUCUUUUAGGAGAAGUACUUCACAUUUGGACAAAAUGAUGGACUCAUCGUUGGAUACCAGCAGUCAAACCAAUUCAAUGAUAAGUGAUUCCGAUUCCUCUACCCUGGAGUUUACGGAGACAUUACCGCCGAGUAUACCUCCACCGCCGCCGCCGCGACCGCCUCCCAGACGUCGGCGCAAACACUCCACACCCGGAGCUGUGUUUUACUGCGAGGCCUCAGGGGUUGCGCUCAAUGAACCCCAUUCAGCGCCCGUCGGAAACGAUGACAACCAACCCUUCAGACCACUAGUCAAGAGGCCUUCAGUGCCGCCUCCGAUCCCUCCCCGAACGGUAUCGAUGGACGAGAGUUGGAUCAAAAGGCAAACGUCUGUAUUUGAAAAGAAUAGUCAAAAUAGUUUUCAAGCGGACGACAUCUUAUCCACAAAUCAAAUGUUCACAAAUGAAGAGCUCAUUAAAAACUUAACCCAAAACUUGUCAGUCAUCGAGGAUUUGAAUUUUCAAUUGAGAAGCGAACUGAAAGUGUGUCGCGAAGAGAUGUUUGCCGGAAGUGUCAACCCUUUGCCACCAGCCAUAGUGACCCUCAGCACCGUUUGGACCGCUCGGAGAAGUCAUAUCUACCGAUGUUUUACUCGACUUCCAGGGCUCGUCAAUGGCCUCAAACAUAUGGACCCUAACCUUGUUCCUAUUGGCCCACUCGCCCAUUUGGCUCCAAUAGUCCCG
Medioppia subpectinata is the source of this 2488-nucleotide messenger RNA. The record is from the annotation of a GenBank genome assembly. Lineage: Eukaryota; Metazoa; Arthropoda; Arachnida; Sarcoptiformes; Oppiidae.